Messenger RNA from Coturnix japonica (Japanese quail), 5598 nucleotides. RefSeq names its product proteasome activator subunit 4 (gene PSME4). The record is from RefSeq and is a predicted model, not a curated record. NCBI's taxonomy places the organism in Eukaryota, Metazoa, Chordata, Aves, Galliformes, Phasianidae. Gene Ontology annotation, molecular function: proteasome binding; peptidase activator activity. Gene Ontology annotation, biological process: proteasomal ubiquitin-independent protein catabolic process. Gene Ontology annotation, cellular component: spermatoproteasome complex; nucleus; cytosol.
CGGAGGGGGGUGGGGGCGAGCGGGCGGGCGGGCAGCGCGGGGCCGGCCAUGGCGCUACCGCCGCCGCAGAAGGAAAUCGUCUACAACAAACUACUGCCCUACGGAGAGCGCCUGGAGGCCGAGGCGGCCCGCUUCCUCGCGCAGAUCAAAGGCAACCUGGCGCGGGCCGUGCAGCUGCAGGAGCUGUGGCCCGGGGGGCUGUUCUGGACCAGGAAACUCUCCACGUAUAUCCGGCUGUAUGGGAGAAAAUUUAGCAAAGAAGAUCAUGUGCUUUUUAUCAAAUUGUUGUAUGAGUUGGUAACAAUCCCGAAGCUGGAGAUCAGCAUGAUGCAAGGUUUCGCACGCCUGUUGAUAAACCUGUUAAAGAAAAAAGAACUGUUGUCCAGGGAUGAUUUGGAGUUACCGUGGAGACCGCUUUGCGAAAUGUUGGAAAGGAUAUUAUACUCCAAAACGGAACAUCUUGGAUUAAAUUGGUUUCCUAAUUCAUAUCGACCAGGCAUGUCUUCACCUAAAACAUUUGUGCUUAAUGUAUUACAUAGGUGUUCUGUAGAAAGUGUUCUAAAAACGCUUGUGAAGAGCUGCAGACCGUAUUUUCCAGAAGAUGCCACUGCGGAGAUGCUAGAUGAAUGGCGGCCUCUAAUGUGCCCUUUUGAUGUUACCAUGCAAAAGGCUAUUACCUACUUUGAACUAUUUCUGCCUACUACCCUUCCUCCUGAACUUCACCAUAAGGGUUUCAAACUUUGGUUUUCUGAAUUUAUAGGCCUUUGGGUUUCUGUUCAAAAUCUUCCCCAGUGGGAAGGGCAUCUGGUAAAUCUUUUUGCUCGCUUGGCCACUGACAACAUAGGGUACAUUGACUGGGAUCCAUAUGUACCAAAGAUUUUUACCAGAAUUUUGAGGAGUUUAAAUCUUCCUGUGGGAAGUAAUCAAGUUGUGGUUCCAAGAUUCUUAACAAAUGCUUACGACGUAGGACAUGCAGUAAUGUGGAUCACAGCCAUGAUGGGUGGACCAAGUAAACUAGUGCAGAAGCACUUGUCUGGGUUGUUCAACAGCAUUGCUUCUUUUUACCAUCCCUCAAAUAAUGGACGUUGGCUGAACAAACUGAUGAAACUACUUCAAAGGUUACCCAGCAGUGUUGUCAGAAGGCUGCAUCGUGAGCGCUACAAGAAGCCGACUUGGUUAACUCCUGUGCCUGAUAGUCAUAAACUUACAGAUCAGGAUGUUACAGACUUUGUAGAAUGCAUUAUUCAGCCUGUUCUUCUGGCUAUGUUUAGUAAAACUGGAAGUCUGGAGGCUGCCCAAGCCCUGCAGAACCUUGCACUGAUGCGUCCUGAGUUAGUAAUUCCACCCGUACUUGAGAAAACAUAUCCUGCACUUGAGACAUUGACAGAACCUCAUCAGCUCACGGCUACUUUAAGCUGUGUAAUCGGAGUAGCUCGUAGUCUGGUAUCUGGUGGGAAGUGGUUUCCUGAAGGUCCAACACACAUGCUACCUCUACUGAUGAGAGCUUUGCCUGGAGUGGAUCCAAAUGACUUCAGCAAGUGCAUGAUUACAUUCCAGUUUAUUGCAACGUUUUCUACUUUGGUGCCUUUAGUAGAUUGUUCGUCCGUGUUGCAAGAAAGGGAUGAUCUUUCAGAGGUGGAAAGAGAAUUGUGCUCUGCAACAGCAGAAUUUGAAGAUUUUGUGCUACAGUUUAUGGAUAGGUGUUUUGGACUGAUAGAGAGCAGCACGCUGGAACAGACGCGAGAAGAGACUGAAACAGAGAAAAUGACUCAUCUAGAGAGUUUAGUUGAAUUAGGCCUAUCUUCUACCUUUAGUACAAUCCUUACUCAGUGCUCGAAAGAUAUAUUUAAGGUUGCCUUGGAGAAGGUUUUCAACUUUGCCAUUUCAAAUAUAUUUGAGACAAGAGUUGCUGGUCGAAUGGUUGCAGAUAUGUGUCGAGCUGCAGUAAAAUGCCGUCCAGAGGAAUCCUUGAAACUGUUUGUACCACAUUGCUGCAAUGUUAUAACUCACCUCACAGUCAAUGAUGAUGUGUUACGUGAUGAAGAACUAGAUAAGGAGCUACUUUGGAAUCUUCAGCUUUUGUCAGAGAUCACUCGAGUGGAUGGAAAGAAGUUGCUACCAUACAGGGAGCAGCUUGGGAACAUUCUGCAGCGAACCCUACAUUUAACCUGUAAGCAGGGUUACAUUCUGUCUUGUAACCUACUGCAUCAUCUUCUUCGUUCUGCUACACUUAUCUACCCCACAGAGUACUGCAGUGUGCCAGGUGGCUUUGACAAGCCUCUUUCUGAAUACUUUCCUAUCAAGGACUGGGGUAAACCAGGUGACCUGUGGAACUUGGACAUCCAGUGGCAUGUUCCUUCAUCUGAGGAAAUAAACUUUGCUUAUUAUUUGUUGGACACUUUUCUUCAGCCUGAGCUCACCAAACUACAGCACUAUGCAACUGGAAAACUAGAAAUGUCCAGAGAUGACGUGCAACAGUGUCUUGCCAUCGUGCAUAACUGCUUGAUUGGCUCUGGGAAUAUUCUGCCGCCGCUGAAAGGAGAAAGGGUAGCUCAUCUGGUACCAAGUCUGGUAUCUUUGGAAGAGACAAAACUGUACACAGGUGUUGAUUAUGAUUUAUCAAGAGAGAAUUAUCGUGAAUCUAUUGCAAGGGUUACAAGGAAAUUGUUGCGUUACAUACUUGAUAAUUCAGAAGAUGAUACCAAAUCUUUAUUUCUAAUAAUAAAGAUAAUUAGUGAUGUUUUGCAGUUCCAAGGGUCUCACAAACAUGAAUUCGAUUCCCGAUGGAAAAGCUUUAAUCUAGUGAAAAAAUCAAUGGAGAACAGGCUUCAAGGAAAGAAACAGCAUAUCCGAGCUUUGCUGAUAGACAGAGUUAUGUUGCAGCAUGAGUUGAGAACACUAACCAUGGAAGGCUGUGAAUAUAAAACCUCCCACCAGGAGAUGAUCAGAGAUCUUCUUUGUUUGUCCACAAGUUCAUAUGGUCAGGUCAGAAGUAAAGCUCAGCAGGCAUUCUUCACAGCACUGGGAACAUACAAUUUCUGUUGCAGAGAUAUCAUUCCCUUGGUUUUGGAGUUCUUGCGUCCAGAUCGGCAAGAUGUCACUCAACAGCAAUUCAAAGGUGCCUUAUAUUGUCUUCUUGGAAAUCACAGUGGAGUAUGUUUGGCAAAUCUUCACGAUUGGGACUGCAUUGCUCAAACAUGGCCAGCAAUUGUUUCUUCUGGGCUUAGCCAAGCGAUGUCCUUGGAAAAACCAUCCAUAGUGAGACUUUUUGAUGACCUAGCGGAAAAAAUCCACAGGCAGUAUGAAACCAUCGGAUUGGAUUUUGCAGUUCCAGAGAAAUGUAUUCAAAUUGCUGUCAUGCUGCAGAGAUCAGAACAUCCCAGUUUAGAUCUCGCACCGCUUUGUUCAGAAGAAAUGCAGUUAGGGAUUCAGCGGCAGAAAGAAAAGAAUGCUGAGGCUCUGCGAAACUAUGAAAACUUGGUCAACAUGCUGUUGGACUGCGUGGAACAAAGAAAUCUUCCCUGGAAGUUUGAGCACAUCAGUAUUGGCUUUCUGUCCCUGCUCCUGAGGGAUGAUAGGAUACUGCCUGUCCGUGCCAUAAGAUUUUUUGUGCAGUGUCUCAACCAUGAUGCAAUUGUAGUUCGUAAGGUGGCUAUCUCAGCUGUGGCUGGUGUUCUUAAGCAGCUUAAGAGAACACACAAGAAAGUGCCCAUAUGCCCAUAUGAAAUAAGUGGAAACCCUAAGCCUUCAAGUAUUCAGGCUGGUGACAGGCUGGAUAACCAGUGGCUGCACUACGACAGUCAGAACUUACCAAAGACUAAGGAGGCGUGGGAGUCAUGCUGUUUUGUGGAGAAGACGCACUGGGGGUAUUACACCUGGCCUCAGUCUAUGACAGUUUAUGCUCCAGUUGAGCAGCAACCAAAGCUUGGUCGAAGAAGAGAUGAAUUGACAGAGGCAGAACAAAUUAUAUAUGAUCAUUUUUCUGAUCCCAAGUUUGUUGAACAGUUAAUAAAAUUUCUGUCUUUAGAGGACAGAAAAGGCAAAGACAAAUUUAACCCUCGCAGAUUUUGCCUCUUCAAGGGCCUUUUUAGAAACUUUGAUGAUGCCUUUUUGCCAGUUCUGCAGCCCCAUUUGGAACGCCUUGUGUCAGACUCCCAUGAAAGCACCCAGAGAUGUGUUGCUGAAAUUAUAGCUGGCUUGAUAAGAGGUUCUAAACACUGGACAUUUGAGAAGGUGGAAAAACUUUGGAAGCUUCUCUGUCCUUUGCUUCGAACAGCUUUAUCCAACAUUACAGUGGAAACAUACAAUGACUGGGGCACGUGCAUAGCAACCUCAUGUGAGAGCAGAGAUCCCAGGAAGCUGCACUGGUUAUUUGAAUUGCUGUUGGAAUCUCCAUUGAGCGGUGAAGGAGGAUCAUUUGUCGAUGCAUGCCGACUUUAUGUGCUACAAGGUGGCCUUGCACAGCAGGAAUGGCGAGUACCAGAGCUGCUGCACAGACUGUUAAAGUACUUGGAACCGAAACUCACCCAGGUUUACAAAAAUGUCCGAGAGAGAAUAGGAAGUGUUUUGACCUACAUAUUCAUGAUAGAUGUUUCCUUGCCAAAUACUGCUGCAACUAAGUCUCCUCGUGUCCAUGAAUUUACUACUCGAAUACUUGAAAAUCUUAAACCCUUAAUGGAAGCAGAUGAAGAAAUUCAGAAUCAUGUUAUGGAGGAGAAUGGAGUUGGAGAGCAAGACGAGCGAACUCAGGGCAUUAAACUCUUGAAAACAAUUCUGAAGUGGUUAAUGGCAAGUGCAGGACGGUCCUUCUCCACAGCUGUCACAGAGCAGCUCCAGCUUUUACCCUUAUUUUUCAAGAUUGCACCAGUGGAAAAUGACAAUAGCUACGAUGAACUCAAAAGAGAUGCAAAGAUGUGUUUAUCAUUAAUGUCUCAGGGUUUGCUGUAUCCUCAGCAAGUGCCUUUGGUACUUCAGGUGCUAAAACAAACAGCAAGAAGCAAUUCUUGGCAUGCUCGGUAUACCAUAUUAACCUACCUCCAGACCAUGGUGUUCUACAAUCUCUUCAUCUUUCUCAACAAUGAAGAAGCAGUCAAUGACAUUAGAUGGCUGGUUAUAAAACUCCUGGAAGAUGAGCAACUUGAAGUGAGAGAAAUGGCUGCUACCACACUAAGUGGUCUUCUACAGUGCAAUUUUCUCACUAUGGAUGGUCCCAUGCAGACCCACUUUGAACAGCUGUGCAAGAUGAGGUUACCAAAAAAACGGAAGCGAAACCUGGGUUCAGUUGUGGAUACGAUUCCUUCUGGAGACUUGGUGAAGCGCCAUGCUGGUGUGCUGGGACUCAGUGCAUGUAUUUUGUCAAGUCCAUAUGACGUACCCACCUGGAUGCCACAGCUCUUAAUGGACCUCAGCGCCCAUCUUAACGAUCCUCAGCCUAUUGAGAUGACUGUGAAAAAAACACUCUCAAAUUUCCGGAGGACCCACCACGACAACUGGCAGGAGCAUAAACAGCAGUUCACAGAUGACCAGCUACUAGUGCUUACUGACCUCUUGGUUUCACCGUGCUAUUAUGCAUAGAUUUCUCCUGGAAAAAAAAAAAAA